Molecule: messenger RNA, 958 nt
Organism: Scleropages formosus (Asian bonytongue)
Lineage: Eukaryota; Metazoa; Chordata; Actinopteri; Osteoglossiformes; Osteoglossidae
Gene: psmd9
Product: proteasome 26S subunit, non-ATPase 9
Exons: 6
Coding region: 37-675 (212 amino acids)
Biological process (GO): proteasome regulatory particle assembly
Cellular component (GO): nucleus; cytoplasm
Molecular function (GO): protein binding
Source: RefSeq, a predicted model, not a curated record
CGUAGUUGUAGUUCCUGUUUGCCGCGUAACACUGGCAUGAGCAUGACUGAGGAAAAUACUGGUCCGAGCUCCACGAUAACAAUCGAGGACGUUCAGAAUCUUGUCAAAAGGAAAGACGAAAUCGAAGAACAAAUUAAAGCGUACUACGAUGUGCUGGAAGAUCAAGGUGUCGAUAUGCAAGGGCCUUUAGUGGACAUGGAAGGCUACCCACGGGCAGAUGUGGAUCUGUACCAGGUCCGAACUGCGAGACACAACAUCAACUGUCUGCAGAAUGACCACAAAGCGAUCAUGCUGGAGAUUGAAGAAGCCCUGCACAAACUGCAUGCGCGGGAAAGGGCCAAGCGGGAGCAGGAUGAGGCAGAGGCUCAGGCAGGGGGUCCAUCAGAGAUCAACAGCCUGCCUCCACCCUUUGCCCGGGUUGACACCAUCACACAGGGAUCCCCAGCCAGCCAAUGUGGCUUGCGAGUUGGUGAUGAGAUUAUCGAAUUUGGCUCUGUAAACACUGAAAACUUUCAGAACCUUCACAACAUUGCUUCUGUGGUCCAGCACAGUGAAGGGAAACCCCUGAGUGUCACUGUGGUUCGUAGCGGUCAGAAAGUCCAGCUGUGCCUGACCCCCCAGCAGUGGUCAGGGAGAGGCCUACUGGGAUGUAACAUAGUGCCUCUUCGGAGAUGAAGAACAAUCUGCACCCCACAAGAUGGUUCUUCAGACCUUCACUAGACCAUCAUGGUGGGAUACAUUUUGUAGUUGGGUUGUUAUAGAUUCAAAGGUUGAACGAGGAAGUAGUUUUUCAUACCAGAUCAACUGGAUGGGGUUAUAUUGAUUUUUUUUUUUUUUUUUUUUAAAUUGUGCCAUCUGGGAAUGGGGGCCAUGCUGUGACAAUUGUAUAAUUUAAAAUCAAACUAGGACUGCCCAUCAUCUGUAACAAUGCUGGGAGUCAGUCAAAUUGAGAUUUGAU